AUGGAGUGCCGUGAUGCCACUGUGUCGUGGCUGAGCUGGACCCUAAUCGUUGGGGGCGUGGCCUACCUGCUUCGUCACAGGUGGUCACACACGCCGUACGGCAGGUACAGCCCCGCGGAGGGUCUCUUCUGCCCCGCCCGGCUCGGCUGGCUCCUGCAGGAGGUCCCGUCCUUCCUGGUGCCGCUGCUGCUUCUCCUGCUGCCGCCCGGGGAGGAGGAGCAGGAGGAGGCCACGGAGGGAGUGAGGAGCACCGGGAGGACGCUGCUGCUCUGCACCUUCAUGCUGCACUACUUCCAGAGGUGAGAGCUGAACAGAGUUAGUUUAUCGAGUUUGACUCAGAGGUGUGAAGGUGCAGAGUGAGAGAGCACGGGGAGAGCUGAGCUAACAGGAAGCUGCUGAACAGUCUGCAGCUUCCUCAAACAGACAUGAGGAGAGAAAGCUUCACCCUGUCAAUAAAAACCACCUUUAAAAGGAGGUUUGUCUCAGAUUCUGAUCUCUCAGACCACCUGAUGAUCUCCUGUUCUGGGUCUUCAUGGUUCUGUGAGCAUCAGAAACUCUAAAAAAGAGAGCAGAGACCAUCCAGAUCAGACUUCACACUCAGAUCUAAAGUGUCGACUGUAAAUUUCAGCCCAUCAAGAAUAAUGAAAAGGCUUUCUCUCUGUAACAGUCUGCUCUGGUUCUGCUGUUUUCUCCUCACACUUGAUGAAAAUCUAACUGGUAUGUUUCUGGAUUCUUACUCCUCCCUGUUUGUGAAACACUCCUCCUAGAAACAGUCAAUCACAAAUCCAAAGAUCUGUUUUAGAAUAAACACGGAGAGAUAAGAAGAAAAUUCCCUCAUAUCAGUUUUUCCAUGUUAUCCUGUUUCAUCUGUAAGCGUCUUUUCUAAGAAAAGCAGGUCUGGUCUUGAUGAAUGAAGUUACACAACCUCAGUUCAGAGGUCAGAGGGUUUCAGAUUGGUUCCAUCAGUAUAAACCAAAGACUGUAUUUACUACAGACAACUUGGUUCUGCCUCCCGUCUGUUUACGGAUUUGAGGCUGAGAAGUUCUCGGUAUUUCCGCGUUUUCUGUCCAUUUUCUCAAACCAACAUCGCCCAUUCAGCUGGAGGGUCGCCAAGAGUCGCUGUGAUGACGCUCGGCUCAAACAGCGUAUCCCCCGGUGAUCUACUCAAUCCCUGUCCUCCCAUAGGCUGUAUCAGGUGUCAAUCAUAGAAAACAUGAACCCCCUAAUAACUUUUAAAAAUGGAGCUGUACAGAAAAAAGAGGACUUGAGCACAAACCAGUCUGACAGUAACUACAUGUCAACAUCACAACCAGGGGGGAGAAACAUUUAUAUUCUGUGUCAUUCAUUUAUAAAGUUUGUCCACAGCUCCAUAAGGAGGCGGGGUUUAUGACCUAUACUGCAGCCCGUCACCAGAGGGCGCUGUUCUCACUGUGGUUUCAAGAUAAACAGGAAGUGACCUCAGUGUGUCUUUCAGGAGUUUUAUCUACAGCUUCCUGACCAAAGGACGACCCGUCCCGCUGCCCAUCGUCCUGUAUGGCGCCAUCUUCUGCUCGCUCAACGGCUUCCUGCAGGGACACCACCUGCUGCACUGCGCACGGUUCGAACACACCUGGAUGACUCAUGUUCGCAUGGCUGCAGGUGAGUCCACCUCCUCACCUGAAACACUCUGACCAUCAGUUUAGUGUCCGCUCCUCGUCGUGGAGACAGGAUACUUCAUACUUUGAAGACCUGGAAACACAUUACCCAGAAUCCUCUGCAACUGCUGUUGCCAUGGAGAAGAAGUUGAUUCAAGCUGCUUAAGUUAGUAUUGUGCUGAAACUGUUGGGCUGUUGUUGGAUGCUUUUUGGUGAAAUGCACCCUGGGAGUUGUAGUCUAUCUGUUACAGAGGCAAUAAUGUAGAGGUUACAGUCAGAUACAAACUCAUAUUAACGCAAAUGUUCAACAAACAACUGAGACUACAAGCAAGACUACUGAGACCAGCAGAACACCAGACUCAAGGCUUCAAAAAAAGUCUCUCACAAUCCAGCUGGACUGGAACAUUUAGGGCCUGUGUGCACUGACAGCGUGUCUUUCAUGACUUUCCUCCAGUGACGCUACCAAAACUGACUCCCCUCCCAUGUUGGCGACCUGGUCUUGCAGAAAACUGAACUACAUGGGUGAAAAUAUUCAGGAUACAUGAGCUGCACAGUUUAAAAACAAACUUAGUGGACACAGGCCCUUACCCUAGUGGAACUCUGCGGUAUAGCAGGCCGUAAAGAAUUCCCUUUCCCUCCCCAGGUUACCUUCUGUUCGUAGUCGGGAUGAUCAUCAACAUCCACAGUGACCACAUCCUGCGCCACCUCAGGAAACCUGGAGAGGUUGUCUACCGGAUCCCACGUGGUACCGCUGAUCAGAAUCUAGAUCCUGACCCACAUUCUGGACCUCCGCAGUGUUUGAGUCUCUUCUCUUCUUCCUCCGUCAGGCGGGUUGUUUGAGUUUGUGUCUGGAGCAAACUUCUUCGGGGAGAUUGUGGAGUGGAUUGGUUUCGCUGUAAUCGCCUGGUCUCUCCCGUCCUUCGCCUUCGCAGUCUUCACUAUCUGCUCAAUUGGGCCCAGAGCCUACCACCACCACAGGUAGACACCCUCACCUGUAUUUCCGGUUACUGCACAUACCUGGGCACACGUCUGUUUUAAACAUUAAAUAUUCUCGCUGCUUUUGUUGACUUUGAAAAAGAAAAUCCAUUUUUCUUGGAUGUACGCGGUGCAGGACUACAGCUCUGUUUGGGUUUGGGUGUGCUCUUGUUGAACCUGUUCUUUGGCACCAUGACUCUUUUAUUCCGUAACCUUCUGGAAACAUGAGCGUGACAAAUACUCUAAGUUCUUCUCAGAGUUGUCUGCUUAGCCAGCCUGAUAUAUGUCCGAACUGCUGAACCUCUGGUGAGUUCUGCUGGCAUUAGACUCUGGUUCUUGCAGCUGCCUCCUCUCACACACUCUAGCCUUUGUUUUCAUGACACGUGCUGCAGCGGCUCACGGCUGUCCAGAGGAGCAGCCUCUGAACAGCAUGUUCUGCUCAGUAACUUCUGACUAAAUAAUCAGUUUGGACACUUUGUUUACAAUUUCCAAUCCUGUAGUUUUGGCUGGUAUCAGACCAACACCAGUAUCUCUAAAUCUGCUCAUUUAAAAUCCCGUUUUCAUGGCCGUUUGAUAGAUUUUCUUCUGAUCCCAGAUGAAGCUAACCGGGCUUUCCUCCUGUGGGUUUUUUCAGAGACUACCUGCAGAGGUUUGAGGAUUACCCCUGCUCCAGGAAAGCUGUUAUUCCCUUCAUACUCUGA
Xyrichtys novacula (pearly razorfish) is the source of this 3310-nucleotide messenger RNA. The record is from the annotation of a GenBank genome assembly. NCBI's taxonomy places the organism in Eukaryota, Metazoa, Chordata, Actinopteri, Labriformes, Labridae.